Protobothrops mucrosquamatus (brown spotted pit viper) is the source of this 4719-nucleotide messenger RNA. It is a transcript of the gene ROBO2, whose product is annotated as roundabout guidance receptor 2. Lineage: Eukaryota; Metazoa; Chordata; Lepidosauria; Squamata; Viperidae. Gene Ontology annotation, biological process: DNA integration; DNA transposition. The transcript has 29 exons. The coding region runs from base 1 to 4719 and encodes 1572 amino acids. Gene Ontology annotation, molecular function: protein binding; DNA binding. The record is from RefSeq and is a predicted model, not a curated record.
AUGACUGCAAGAGCACAGUGCAGAAUGCUUCUUGAUGUAAAGAAGAAUCCUAGAGUGUCAGCUAAAGACCUACAGAAAUCUCUGGCACAUGCUAACAUUUUUGUUGACACAUCUACAAUAAGGAAAACAUUAAACAAGAAUGGAGUACAUGGGAGGACAUCACGGAGGAAGCCAUUGCUGUCCAAAAAACAUAUUGCAGCACGAUCUCGUCUUCGCCAGGAAGAUUUUCCUCCACGAAUAGUAGAGCAUCCAUCUGAUGUUAUUGUUUCUAAAGGAGAGCCUACAACUUUGAACUGCAAGGCUGAAGGAAGGCCAACUCCCAUUAUUGAAUGGUACAAAGAUGGAGAGCGUGUGGAGACUGACAAAGAUGACCCCCGUUCACAUCGCAUGCUGCUUCCUAGUGGAUCUUUAUUUUUCCUAAGAAUUGUACAUGGACGCAGGAGUAAACCAGAUGAAGGAAGCUAUGUUUGUGUUGCCAGGAACUAUCUGGGGGAAGCUGUGAGUCGUAAUGCUUCUCUGGAAGUAGCAUUAUUACGGGAUGAUUUCCGCCAAAAUCCUACAGAUGUUGUUGUGGCAGCAGGUGAACCAGCUAUCUUAGAGUGCCAACCUCCUCGAGGACAUCCUGAACCCACUAUCUAUUGGAAAAAAGACAAAAUCCGAAUAGAUGAUAGAGAAGAGAGAAUAAGUAUACGAAGUGGAAAGCUCAUGAUUUCAAAUACAAGAAAAAGUGAUGCUGGAAUGUACACAUGUGUCGGCACAAAUAUGGUGGGAGAACGGGAUAGUGAUCCUGCAGAACUUACUGUUUUUGAACGACCCACAUUUCUCAGAAGACCAAUCAACCAAGUGGUUUUGGAAGAAGAUGUUGUUGAGUUUAGAUGCCAGAUACAAGGCGAUCCUCAGCCAACAGUUCGCUGGAAGAAAGAUGACAUUGAUUUGCCAAGGGGAAGAUAUGAUAUCAAAGAUGAUUACACCUUGCGCAUUAAAAAGGCUAUGAGCUCAGAUGAAGGAACAUAUACAUGCAUAGCUGAAAACAGAGUUGGAAAAGUUGAGACAUCUGCAACUCUUAUAGUUCGAGUUCGUCCUGUUGCACCUCCACAGUUUGUGGUAAGGCCACGUGAUCAGAUUGUUGCCCAGGGAAGAACAGUAACAUUCCCAUGUGAAACUAAAGGAAAUCCUCAGCCAGCAGUGUUUUGGCAAAAAGAAGGCAGCCAGAAUCUUCUAUUUCCGAAUCAGCCUCUCCAGCCUAAUGCCAGGUAUUCUGUGUCACCAACUGGGGAUCUUACUAUCACAAACAUUCAGCGGGCUGAUGCAGGAUAUUACAUCUGUCAAGCACUCACAGUUGCUGGAAGUAUCUUAGCAAAGGCUCAGUUGGAAGUUACAGAUGUUUUAACAGAUAGGCCUCCACCCAUCAUUCUCCAGGGACCUGUAAACCAGACAUUGGCAGUAGAUGGAACAGCUUUACUGAAGUGCAAAGCUACUGGUGACCCAAUGCCUGUUAUCAGCUGGUUAAAAGAAGGAUUUACUUUUCUUGGCAGAGAUCCAAGGACAUCUAUACAAGAUCAAGGAACUUUGCAAAUUAAACCUUUACGGAUAUCUGACAUGGGCACAUAUACUUGUGUUGCCACAAGUUCAAGUGGGGAAACAUCUUGGAGUGCUGUGUUGGAUGUUACAGAAUUUGGGGGAGCAGCAGUUAGCAAAAAUUAUGAUUUAAAUGAUCUUCCUGGACCACCAUCCAAACCUCAGGUCACUGAUGUCACUAAGAACAGUGUCACGUUGUCUUGGCAGCCAGGUACACCUGGGAACUUACCAACAAGUGCAUAUAUCAUUGAGGCUUUUAGCCAGUUGGUGAGCAAUAGCUGGCAAACAGUGGCUAACCAUGUUAGAACAAUUCCUUACACUGUGAGAGGACUCCGUCCAAAUACCAUCUACCUGUUUAUGGUGAGAGCUAUCAAUUCACAAGGGUUGAGUGAUCCCAGCACCAUGUCAGAUCCUGUCCGAACCCAAGAUAUCAGUCCACCAGCACAAGGUGUGGAUCAUAGACAAGUCCAAAAAGAGCUUGGCGAUGUAAUUGUGCGACUACAUAAUCCUGUUGUGCUUACCCCUACCACAAUUCAAGUGACCUGGACGGUUGAUCGCCAAUCACAGUUCAUUCAGGGUUAUAGAGUUAUAUAUCGACAGACAUCAGGCCUGAUUUCCCCUUCUGCAUGGCAGACUGUGGAAGUCAAUGUUCCCACAGAACGGAGUGCUAUCCUUAUCAAUUUGAAAAAGGGGGUUACAUAUGAUAUCAAAGUUCGUCCAUAUUUCAAUGAAUUUCAAGGAAUGGACAGUGAAUCAAAAUCUGCACGUACCACUGAGGAAGCUCCUAGUGCCCCUCCACAAUCUGUUACAGUUCUGACUGUUGGAAACCACAAUAGCACCAGUAUCAGUAUUUCCUGGGAUCCACCUCCUCCAGAUCACCAAAAUGGAAUCAUUCAAGAAUAUAAGAUAUGGUGCCUGGGUAAUGAAACAAAAUUUCAUAUCAACAAGACUGUUGAUGCAGCUAUUCGGUCUGUAGUUAUUGGAGGCCUAUAUCCAGGGAUUCAGUACAGAGUGGAAGUUGCAGCAAGUACCAGUGCUGGCAUUGGAGUUAAAAGUGAACCACAACCUAUAAUAAUUGGAGGGCGUAAUGAAGUCAUCAUCACUGAAAACAACAAUAGCAUAACAGAACAAAUUACGGAUGUUGUCAAGCAACCUGCCUUUAUUGCUGGAAUUGGUGGUGCUUGCUGGGUUAUACUCAUGGGUUUCAGUAUCUGGCUCUAUUGGCGCAGAAAGAAGAGAAAGGGCCUUAGCAAUUAUGCAGUCCAGUCCUUCACCUUCACCCCUGCAGUCACUUUUCAAAGAGGAGAUGGAGGACUUAUGAGCAAUGGAAGUCGGCCAGGGCUGUUAAAUGCAAGUGACCCAAGUUAUCCUUGGCUUGCGGAUUCUUGGCCCGCUACCAGCCUUCCUGUUAACAACAGUACCAAUGGACCAAGUGACCUUGGGAAUUUUGGUCGUGGAGAUGUGCUACCUCCAAUGCCAGGGGAUAAGACUGCCACAAUGCUUUCUGAUGGAGCCAUUUAUAGCAGCAUUGACUUCAGUACCAAAACUAGUUACAACAGUUCCAGCCAAAUAACACAAGCUACUCCAUAUGCCACAACACAAAUACUGCAUUCCAACAGCAUCCAUGAAUUGGCAGUUGAUUUACCAGAUCCUCAGUGGAAAAGUUCAAUUCAGCAGAAAAGUGACUUGAUGGGAUUUGGUUACUCUCUUCCAGAUCAGGGCAAAGGCAACAAUGCCUUGCUUUACAUCCCUGACUACCGAUUGGCUGAGGGAUUGUCUAAUAGAAUGCCACACAACCAGUCACAAGAUUUCAGCACCACCAGCUCUCACAACAGUUCAGAAAGGAGUGACAGCCUCUCAGGUGGGAAAGGAGGAAAGAAAAAGAAAAACAAAAAUACUUCCAAGACUCAGAAAAAUAAUGGGUCUACCUGGACCAGUGUUCCUCUUCCACCUCCUCCAAUACAUCCACUUCCAGGAACAGAGUUAGAACACUAUGGAGUGGAUCCACAAGAACAAGGGUACAACAGUGAUGAUUGGUGCCCACCUUUACCAGUCCAGACAUAUUUGCAUCAGGGAAUGGAAGAUGAACUUGAAGAAGAUGACCGAGUUCCUACACCUCCUGUCCGAGGAGUGGCUUCUUCCCCUGCAAUCUCUUUUGGACAACAGUCCACUGCGACAUUAACUCCCUCUCCCAGAGAAGAAAUGCAACCUAUGCUUCAGGCCCAUCUUGAUGAGCUGACCAGGGCAUAUCAGUUUGAUGUAGCAAAGCAAGCAUGGCACAAUCAAAUCAAUAUUCAGCCACCUCAGACCCCAGCUCCCCCAUUAGGAUAUGUCUCUGGAACAUUAAUAUCAGAUUUUGAAGCAGACAUUCCAGAGGAUGAAGAUGAGGAUGAUAUUGAAGAAGAGGCUAUAGAAAUCACACGGCCAUUACGAGACCUAGAGCAUACUUCAGGCUGCGGCACAGACAACCUUGACAGCUCUCUGACAGGCAAACCACAUUCCACUUCUCAGAAACUUCGCCCAACCAGCCCAUUUUCUACUGAUAGCAAUACUAGUAUAAUCCAGAAUCAGAGUCAAAGGCCUAGGCCUAACCCUACCAAAAAACAGCCAUCCUUGCCUCAUCGUAGGGAAGGCAUGUCAGAUGAUCUUCCACCACCACCAGACCCACCUCCGGGUCAGGGAAUAAGGCAACAGAUAGGUACUGGCCAACGUGGAGGUUCAACAGAGAGAAAAGGGAGCUCUUUAGAGCGACAGCAUACAACCAACAUAGAUGAAACAAAGAGUUCUUUGGAUCGCCAAGGUAGAACAUCAUUAGAGUGGCAACGACAAACCCAGGAUUGGCUAACUUCCACCGAACUUCAAGGCCAGCAAAAGCAAGCCUUUGGAUCAGAAGAGACAUUGGUGCCAUAUAGCAAGCCUAGCUUCCCAUCCCCAGGUGGUCACAGCUCUUCAGGUACAGCAUCUUCUAAAGGAUCAACUGGACCCAAAAAAGCAGAUGUCAUGAAAGGAGGCCAUCAGCGCAACAUGAGCGACCUCAUUGAUGUAGGAUAUAUUGGAUUAAACAGUCAAGGACAGUUUUCUGAUGAAUUAUGUAAGAUUAUUUUGCAAUCAAGAACAUUAAAAUGUUUAAAAUUAGAAUAG